This is a messenger RNA of Capra hircus (goat), 891 nucleotides long. RefSeq names its product heat shock protein family B (small) member 1 (gene HSPB1). The transcript is spliced from 3 exons. Gene Ontology annotation, molecular function: protein folding chaperone. Lineage: Eukaryota; Metazoa; Chordata; Mammalia; Artiodactyla; Bovidae. Gene Ontology annotation, biological process: protein refolding; response to heat. Bases 156 to 761 code for a protein of 201 amino acids. The record is from RefSeq and is a predicted model, not a curated record.
GCUGCCCCCUGGCCCGUCAUUGCCAUUAAUAGAGACCUGAAACACCGCCUGCUAAAAAUACCCGGCUGGAGACCCAUAAAAGCGCUACGGGGUCCGGCGCCCGCCACUUCUCCCGCUUCUCCGAGCCUACUCCGGACGCACCCAGACUAGCCAGCAUGGCCGAGCGCCGAGUGCCCUUCUCGCUCCUAAGGGGCCCCAGCUGGGACCCUUUCCGCGACUGGUAUCCGGCCCACAGCCGCCUCUUCGACCAGGCCUUCGGGCUGCCCCGGCUGCCCGAGGAGUGGUCGCAGUGGCUCAGCCACAGCGGAUGGCCGGGCUACGUGCGCCCGCUGCCCGCCGCAGCGAUCGAGGGUCCCGCCUACAGCCGCGCGCUCAGCCGACAGCUCAGCAGCGGGGUCUCCGAGAUCCAGCAGACCGCCGACCGCUGGCGCGUGUCCCUGGACGUCAACCACUUCGCCCCCGAGGAGCUGACGGUCAAGACCAAGGACGGCGUGGUGGAGAUCACUGGCAAGCACGAGGAAAGGCAGGACGAGCACGGCUACAUUUCCCGUUGCUUCACUCGCAAAUACACGCUGCCCCCCGGUGUGGACCCCACCCAGGUCUCCUCCUCUCUGUCCCCUGAGGGCACACUCACCGUGGAGGCCCCGUUGCCCAAGUCAGCUACCCAGUCGGCCGAGAUCACCAUUCCCGUCACCUUCCAGGCGCGUGCCCAGCUUGGCGGCCCCGAAGCCGGAAAGUCCGAACAGCCGGCAAACAAGUAAAGGCCCUUUGCCCAGCGGCCCACCCCACAAGUAGCCAUCACUGACCAUCCUCACCCGCCAAACCUCUAUGUUCUUUUGAUACGUUUGCCUUCUGUUUUUCUCAAAUAAAGUUUGAAGCCACUGCCCGCCA